ACUCUUCUGAAAACCCAAGUUCCAUCCCAACAAACCAUACAUUACAUACAUACACAGAUACAGUACAUACAUACACAGACACAUGUACACACAGACACAUGUACGUACAUACACACCAACACACACAUACAUGCACACACAGACACAUGCAGACACAUGUACAGAUACACACAUGUACAUAUACACAGACACAUGUACAACUGUAUAUGCAUACACAGACACACACACACACACCACCACAUCCCCCCCCAUAAAAAGUUGCAGUACUUCAUUGUUCACUCACAUAUCCAGGUACUGCACCCUAGGGGGAGGCAGAGAGCACAGCGCACACUCCUUGCUUUGCUUUCACUGCGCUCAGCUAUUGAGAAGUCUGACGGCUCCCAGUGCCAAUGACAGAUCCAUCCUGAGCUCCAAACCUGCUCAGCAAGAUGGCCCUGGGGGACACACUCACCCCCACCAUAAUUUCCACUCACCAUUGGUGAGCAGGCAAGUGGAAAUUUCAAGC
Staurois parvus is the source of this 505-nucleotide messenger RNA. The record is from the annotation of a GenBank genome assembly. NCBI's taxonomy places the organism in Eukaryota, Metazoa, Chordata, Amphibia, Anura, Ranidae.